UCUGGACGCUAGCCGGCCCGCUUCUUCUAGACGGCCUCCCCGGGAGGAGAGAGGGCAGCCACUCCCGCCGGGCUGGGAGACGGGCGCUGCCCCCGCCAUGCUCUCCGGACUGGCCCGGGCCGCGGCCCUGAGGCUCGGGGCGCCCUGCGCACGAUGGUUGGGAAGCCGGGCCGGGGUCCCAGCCCACGUGGUGGACCUGCGCAGCGACACGGUGACCAGGCCCGGGCCGGCCAUGAGGCGCGCCAUGGCCGAGGCGGUCGUGGGGGACGACGACUACGGCGAGGACCCCACCGUCCGCGAGCUGCAGGAAAGGGCCGCCCAGCUGCUGGGGGUGGAGCAGACUCUGUUCGUGCCCACCAAUACCAUGGCCAACCUCAUCUGUGUGAUGGGUCACUGCCGGCGCCGGGGCUCCCAGCUCCUCCUUGGGCAGGAGUGCCACCUCCACGUCUAUGAGCAGGGCGGGGUGGCUCAGGUAAGGACCAGGCACCACUCCCCUGGGGCCCGGACAUCCUCUAGCCAGUACAGGUGGCCUAGGUGCUGCUUCCUAGGCACCUGGCUGGAACCUGCAGAGAAAGGGGAGAGCCUGACAGAAGCUGGCGGGAAGGUGGGAGGGAGAACCAAGUCUCAGCUUUGCCGGUGGGGGCAGAAGCGGCUGCCUGCCUGGUGCUUGGUGCCCUGCUGCCCCCUAGUGAGCACUUGGAACACUGGCACUCCAGGAAGGAGCCAGAGGAAACAGGGAAACAUCUCAAAUGAAAACGGGCCAGGGGCCUACACCCUCCUCACUUGGGAUGCUGUGUCUGGAUGCACAGAGCAAGGGAAAGUCCUUGGAACCCCGAGAUGGGAAGGAGCAGGCACAAGAUUGGGGUCUGGCUCCCUAUUCCAGAGGACCCCUCCCAUCCACCAGGAGGUACAGCUGGACCCCUGGACCUGCCUGAUCCUUCACCCCUUUCCUCACCUGCAGAUUGCUGGGGUGCACUCUCACUUGCUCCCAGACCUGCCCCAUGGGACCCUGGACCUGGAUGAGCUGGAGAGGGUGAUCACUCGGGGCCUUGGGAACCCAUAUCACCCAGUCUGUGAGCUUGUAUGCCUAGAGAACACACAUAGCAGCUCAGGGGGCCGGGUCCUCCCUAUCGACUACCUCCGCCAGGUACACCUCUUGGCCCAGUCCCAUGGGGCCCGUGUCCACCUGGAUGGAGCUCGACUGAUGAAUGCAGCUGUGGCUCUGCGUGUCCCCCCCGCCCGCAUUGUGGAGCAUUGUGACUCUGUGUCCUUCUGUCUCUCCAAGGGUCUGGGUGCACCAGUGGGGGCCCUGGUCGGGGGGCCCAAGGACUUCAUCCAAGAAGCGUGGCGCCUCCGUAAAGCCCUGGGUGGGGGCAUGCGCCAAGCCGGGGUGCUCGCCGCAGCCGCCCUUGUGGGACUGGCUGAGGCAGAGGAAGAGCUGCCGAGGGACCACGAGAACGCGCGGAGGUUUGCCAGAGGACUCCAGGCCUUGGCAUCGCCCCACUGCUCUGUGGAUCCUGCUGCUGUGGAGACCAACAUGGUGCUGGUGAAGGUGGUCGGGCUGCCCGCUGCGGACCUGUGCCAGCGCCUGCAGGCUGUGAGCCCCGACGAGGUGGCCCAGACAGGCCAUGCUGUGCGCGUGCUGCUGUUUCCCUGGACAGAGCAGUCUGUGCGUGCCGUGUGGCACCGUGACGUCUCCACCCAGGACACUGAGCUGGCACUGAGGAAGUGGGAGUUUGUGCUGAGGCAGUUGGGGCCCUGAGGAUGGGGCCCUGGGCCCCGGCUGGGAUUGAAGUGGGGCGUGGAAGUGCCCCGAGCCUCUGGCAGAGAAGUACAGGCCAGUCUCUGGGGGAAGAUGACUCCGCCCAGAGCCUACGGUUUUCUCAGUUAUGCAUAUGUGAUGUCCCCACUCAGUCAGAGACAACCAGGCAAGGGAUGGGACAAGAUGUGACUGAAAAUCAAGAGAAAAACACAGACAAAAGAAACAGACACAGGAUCAUAAUAAUGGACUUGUUAUACACAGGAUUUAAAAUAAAAUAUUUAAGAAAUCAAAGGCAAAAGCA
This is a messenger RNA of Marmota flaviventris (yellow-bellied marmot), 2063 nucleotides long. The record is from RefSeq and is a predicted model, not a curated record. NCBI's taxonomy places the organism in Eukaryota, Metazoa, Chordata, Mammalia, Rodentia, Sciuridae.